AUGGACCGGCUGCUCCCCCCCCCGCGCCCCCGGCUCGGCCUGGGGCAGGGGACGGGCGAGAGCGGCCGCCCCGGGGGGGAGGAGCCCCGCGGGGCCGGAGCCGCCCGCCGAGACACCCCCUCACCUCAGCGCCGCAACCUUCAGCCUCUCCGCCCGGCCGCCAUCUUACGCUGGGACACGAAACAAAAUGGCGUCCGCGCGGGCAGAGGGGCCGGGCGCCAGGAGGCCGACGGGAAAUGGAGUCCCGCGCGCUGCCCGCCCCGAGGGAAGGGCUCCAGGGGGACUCGGUUUCCCGGCAUGCAGCGGCGGAGCCGGGUGUGCGAUGGCGACCCGGGCUGUGAACGCUCCUCUGGGCCUUACAGCGUGAGGGGAUUCACCAGCCACAGCCCGGGCUGUGAACGCUCCUCUGGGCUCUACAGCGUGAGGGGAUUCACCAGCCACAGCCCGGGCUGUGAACGCUCCUCUGGGCUCUACAGCGUGAGGGGAUUCACCAGCCACAGCCCGGGCUGUGAACGCUCCUCUGGGCUCUACAGCGUGAGGGGAUUCACCAGCCACAGCCCGGGCUGUGAACGCUCCUCUGGGCUCUACAGCGUGAGGGGAUUCACCAGCUACAGCCCGGGCUGUGAACGCUCCUCUGGGCCUUACAGCGUGAGGGGAUUCACCAGCCACAGCCCGGGCUGUGAACGCUCCUCUGGGCCUUACACCAUGAGGGGAUUCCGUGGGAGGUUUGACUCCCUCCUGAAGCCCGUGAAGCGACUGAACAGCCACACAGCGUUCUCCCGGCGCGGUUUUAAUUGCAGCGAGAUCGAGGGUUUGGCAGAGGUGCAGCGUUUGUGCCCCUGGGGAAGCCUCGUCGCUACCAGCAAACACAGGUUGACAGCUUCUGGUGCCCAGCGUGCCACAGCCCGUGCAGCUCUCUCCACUCCUGAACGGGAAGGCAGAUUCACCUCAUUGUUAUUAUCAUCUCUGUCGUUAUUAUUCAGCCCAUCCAGCCACCCAUUUGAGUCUUGUCUGGCAUUACCUGGGAUUAUCCUGCUAAUGCACGUUGCCUUCACACACAAUAUCGGGUUUGUUGCUAAGAAACUGCUUUUUGCAUGACAGACAGUGUGGGCCUGAUGUUCUCUCUCUUCAGCAGCUGUUGGAGCUGGGGCCCCAGCGCUCCCCACAGCCAGAGGGGCUGGGGCACAGUCCCCACACGAGUGGGUCAGCUUUGCCUGGGGAGGACAAGGCUUGAAAAGGAGCAAAGGUGUCUUGAGCAUGUCCAGGCUGCCAGGGACAGGGCAGCAGCCGUGUGUGGUGGGCUGUGUGCUCCGUGGGAGUGUUGCCCUGGGCCCCUGCAUGUGGGUGUGUGAACACACACCUGUGAUCACAGGCUGAAAAUGGUGUUCUUGUAAGUAAAUAGGUGUUGGCAAUCACAGAGUCAUUUAGGUUGGGGAAGCCCUUGAAGCUGCUGCAGUCCCAGCCCUCCCCUCACCCUGCC
Messenger RNA from Colius striatus (speckled mousebird), 1480 nucleotides. RefSeq lists its product as uncharacterized. Lineage: Eukaryota; Metazoa; Chordata; Aves; Coliiformes; Coliidae. The transcript is spliced from 3 exons. The record is from RefSeq and is a predicted model, not a curated record. The coding region runs from base 1 to 1098 and encodes 365 amino acids.